Molecule: messenger RNA, 834 nt
Organism: Funneliformis geosporum
Lineage: Eukaryota; Fungi; Glomeromycota; Glomeromycetes; Glomerales; Glomeraceae
Source: the annotation of a GenBank genome assembly
AUGCUUAAAAAUUCGGAUUUCAAAGAAUGGAUUGAAAUGUGCGUUAAAUUAAAUCACAUUAAUAGCUUUGAUUAUAACGAAUUUACUGAGCAACAUUUGAUCGGUGAAGGGAGAUUUGCUUUCGUAAAAUCUGCAAUGAUGAAAUGUGACGUGAAAGUUGCUUUAAAAUCUUUAAAAGUCGAUGUUAUAUUAGAAAAAAGUAUAAUUGAAGAAUUCGUAAAUGAGGUUGACAAUAGAUAUGGGCAGUAUAUAAUGGUAUUGCAAUUUGCUGAUAGUGGUAAUUUACGAAAUUAUCUCGAUGAUUCCUUUACAAAGUUAACUUGGUCAGAUAAAUUCAGAAUGGCAAAUGCAAUCUCCAAAAUCUCAUCGGAUGAUGAAACUUCAUCAGAUGAAGAAAAUGAUAUAUCAUUAGAUGGUUCGGAUAUUGAUUCAUCAACUUCUGAUGAUUGCGAUGAUAAGGAAAAUAUGAUUAAUAUAUUAAAUGAUUUGGUUCAAUUAUAUACAAAUAUGUGUCAAUUAGGAUCAAGUGAAUCUGAUAGAAGUUAUGAAAAUUGGUUUGGUAACAAUAUUUCUAAAUCAAGAAGGUUUUUUGAUUUUCUUAAAAAGAACGCUGAAAUAGUAAAACAUCAUGAAUUUAUUCUUGGAAAAUUUUAUCAAAGAGGUUUCGGAGUAAGACAAAAUAAUCCAAAAUAUUUUAAAUGGAUGGAAAGAGGUACUCGUAAAGAUGAUAAACUUGCAUAUUUUGAGCUUUCAAAAUGUUAUUUUUUUGGUAAAGGAGUUAAAAAGGACAAUGAAAAAGCAUAUGAACUUUAUAAUCGUAGCAACAGGAUAUGA